AUGCCUACAGACCUGCAAGUUUGGGCGCCGCAACACGGUCGGGCGCUCGCCUUCGAAGGCCAUCCCAAGCCAUAUCAGUCCCUGGUGUUUCCGCAUGCUCUGCAAAACGGUGUGUUGUUCGAGGCCAUGGUCGCUCUCGCACGGGUGUCGUGGCUUCUGCAGGAACGCCUUCCGUGGCAGAAGGAUGCGGCACUGACACGCCAUCGUGCCAAUGCAUUUGCCGGCCUGAAGCUGAGGAUGACGUCUGAGACGACGUGCGCGGACGACACCACCAUCCUGACCAUCGCGGCUCUCACGACAAUUGAUUACAUGCUGGGUGUCCACGAAGGCGCAGAAAACCACGUCAACGCAAUGCAGCAGAUCCGGAAGAUUAGACUUGACCUCAAAGGAGACACGCCAUGGCAAUAUUUUCUCCUUUCAGUCAUGAGAGCCUAUGAAGCGCUCUGGCAAUUUGUCAAGGACCGGAACGAAGCCACGACGAGCAUGGCCCAGCUGUCCAUCGAGUCGCCGAUGCGCAGCGAGCUCCCAAUCUAUCCGUCGCUACCGUUCAACAUCAAGGUCUGCGAGGCGCUGUCGAAAGUGUCUACCUCGUUCAACGACAUGGCCAUGGCUGGUGAACUCUCGAUCCAGAUGAUUGACAUACUCGCCAAUCUGUCCACUCAUGCCCGAGGCGACGGGAGUGCCACGCCACCGAAUUCCCCGCCUAGCUCGCCAGGUGGACGCAACUUGCUUAAUACGAUGGCGGACCUGCGAUGUCUGUCGGUGAUGGCCACUACACCUAUCGAGCACAAGCUCUGCUUCGGCAUCAUGGGCACUUGCUUCACUCUACACUACGGCAGUGAGAAGAUCAGCGACGACAUGCACGAAACAUUACAAGAGCUUGAGGACUCCUUGGUCGGCAACGGCAAGCCGGAGCCGCAGGAGGAGAACCGCCUCAACGCGCACCGAGAGUGUCUGAUUUGGAUCUCUGUGGCUGCGGCAGGCGCACUCGACCAGUCAGAGUUACUCUCGGCGAUGAGCAUGGUGCUCGACCAGACACUGGAGCAAUAUCCGGACGAGACCAGUGACUGGGAGACGCUGGAGAAGAUCCUGAAGAAAUUCCUAUGGAACGACCUUCUUGGGAAACACUGGAAGCAAUGUUGGCGGAAGGGCAUGCACCGACAGUCAAAAGCACGAUGA
This is a messenger RNA of Cladophialophora carrionii CBS 160.54, 1179 nucleotides long. RefSeq lists its product as uncharacterized. The coding region runs from base 1 to 1179 and encodes 392 amino acids. The record is from RefSeq and is a predicted model, not a curated record. The transcript has 3 exons. Lineage: Eukaryota; Fungi; Ascomycota; Eurotiomycetes; Chaetothyriales; Herpotrichiellaceae.